Messenger RNA from Marchantia polymorpha subsp. ruderalis, 627 nucleotides. The record is from the annotation of a GenBank genome assembly. Lineage: Eukaryota; Viridiplantae; Streptophyta; Marchantiopsida; Marchantiales; Marchantiaceae.
UCUAUGCUCAAAUCUAUGGGUAUGAAGCAUUAAAAAUCUGAUUGCUAUAAUUUCUUUUAUGCAUCUAGACAAAUUUCUAUGUUUAACAUUUCUGAAGAUAUUCAUCAUGCAAUUACGUUUAUGUGUAAUGAAAAGAGUGUCAGCAAGUGCCUCUCCGGAAGUUCGUAGACAUGAUUUGGUUGGAAGUUUGUAGCUGGUGUGAGCAUCAAUUUCAACACCAGUGCAGACGGAGAUUGGCUGAGAGCAUAAAAGCCAUAAGAAGAGAUUAUCGAUAUAUCAACGGGACGGGAAUUACGAGAAACUCGGUCACUUCGAGUGAUUGGCCCUUGGUUUCUGGAAUUUCGAGGCAUGGAAUCAUUUGAUUCUCAUUCCGUGAGUGCGAUAAACGAUUUUCUCGUGAAGCAAGGUCUACAAAGCGGGCAUUUCAAGUCUCGCCCACAUGGAGUAUCCUAUAAAAAUUAAGCUUCAUGGCAGCAUCAAGGUAUGCAGCGAGAGAAGGAGCAAAACCAGCAGCAUUCAAAUAAGGCAAGGCUGAAGAGCAACUUCUCAUGCAAUCUGACCACGCACUGACGUAUAGCGUAUCAUCAAAUGAGCCGACUCUUAACUAAAAUUCAAGGUACAAACGUC